AUGUUUCACAAGCAAUUCUUUGGAACAACGGCUUCGUCCUAUAUUCUGCAGGAAUGUCGGAAUGCUGAGCUGCUUGAAGAGGUAAUUUGGCAUGCAGUUCUUCCAAACACGGAAUGUUCGUCUUCUGCAACUGGACAUUAA
This is a messenger RNA of Haemonchus placei, 141 nucleotides long. The record is from the annotation of a GenBank genome assembly. NCBI's taxonomy places the organism in Eukaryota, Metazoa, Nematoda, Chromadorea, Rhabditida, Trichostrongylidae.